GGAGCACAGGGACCACAGCACGCGCUGCUGAUCUACACGUACAGGUCGUCUGUGUAGCUAGAUCUGUCGACGCGGGGCUUUAUUAAAGUGUGUCAGGAGUGGAGCUUCCGACCUGGUGGGAUUACCGGUGACCUUUGCUGCUGCCCUCACCAUCUCCUGUUUUCCUCUUGCUCUUCCUCCUUAUCCCUCUCCUCCCCUUUCUUAAACUCCCCUCCCCUCCCCUACUGUGUCUCCCAACCCUGGGCUUAUUACUCAAAUCCACUGAAGGGAGCAACACAGUAGCUGGCAAAGGAUGAAACGGGUCUGCCUGCCAACACCAGACAGAGGAUAGAACACACAAAAGGACUAGAGAAGGGGAGAGAAUCAGAGAGAGACACACCACACAGAGGAGGACUAGUGGAGAGAGCUACAAAGCUGUGAGAGAAGAAACCACAACAUUCAAGAUGCCACGCCGAAGGAAACACACAAGUUUCACUUGAGCAUCAUGAGCUAGCAAGGGGACCCUAACAGAUCUCGAACUGUGGACUUCUUCUGAACAAACUUCUGGCCCACACACACGCACACACACAAGGUGUGGAGACACACACUCCUGCUCUCUGGGGCUCCUCGUUAACACCUGAUAUGCCUCUCUAAAAAGUGUGAGCCAUGCCAGCCAAGGGAAAGUACCUGUUGAACGACCAGGAGCUGAAAAAUGAGGCACUAUACCGCAAAUUCUCUUGCAUCAGCCAGUAUCAGCCUCUGGUGCUCCUGCUGGGCCUUUCCAUGCUCGCCUGUGGAAUCCUCCUCAUUCUCUUCUUUGCCCUCCAACUGAGCGCACUGGAACACUGUGCCUUUGUGAGCGUGGUGAGCAGCAGCCUGUGUGUGUUUCUGGCCGUGUUUGUGCUGGUGUGUACAGAGAUGCUCUCACAGAGAUGGAGGCGUCUGCUGGGCCUGAUUAUAUGGGCCACACACCUCACCAUGGGCUACACCUUCAUCUUCAGCAGCCCCAUUAUCCUGCCUUGGGAUCAGGUGCCUUUCUUUCUCUUCAUUAUCUUCACCGUGUACACCAUGCUGCCAUUCCAGUUGUGGUACGCUGUGGUGCUAAGCGUCAUCUCCUCAUUGUCCCACAUCAUGGUCCUCACACUGCGCCUCACCAUUUACAGCGAAACGUCCACUCCUUACCUUGCCAACCAGCUGCUGUCCAAUGCAGUGGUGUUUCUGUGUGGCAGUGUGGUGGGGGCCUUUCAUAAAGUCCUGAUGGAGAAAACCCUGAGGCAGACCUUUCAAGACACCUUGAGAUGCUUGAGCAUGCGGAUGAAGCUGGAGAUAGAAAAGAGACAACAGGAGAACCUGCUGCAGUCUGUGCUGCCAGUCUACAUCUCCAUGAAGAUGAAGCUGGCAAUCAUGGAGCGCUUGCAAGACUGUAAAGACAAAGAAGAGCAGCAGCGACUCGUCAAAGAUAACAACUUCCACAGUCUGUAUGUCAAGAGGCACGAGAAUGUCAGUAUUCUCUAUGCUGACAUUGUUGGCUUCACACGCUUGGCCAGUGACUGCUCUCCCAAAGAGCUGGUCAUUAUGCUCAAUGAAUUGUUUGGCAAGUUUGACCAAAUUGCCAAGGAAAAUGAAUGCAUGAGAAUCAAGAUCCUUGGAGAUUGCUACUACUGUGUGUCAGGGCUGCCGGUCUCUCUGCCUAAACAUGCCAAGAACUGUGUCAAAAUGGGUCUGGACAUGUGUGAAGCCAUCAAGCAGGUACGUGAAGCCACAGGAGUGGAUAUCAACAUGAGAGUGGGCGUGCACUCAGGCAACGUCCUCUGUGGUGUGAUUGGCCUUCGCAAGUGGCAGUUUGACGUGUGGUCGCAUGAUGUCACGCUAGCCAAUCACAUGGAGUCAGGGGGGCUUCCAGGACGUGUGCACAUCACAGAGGCGACACUGAAGCACCUGAACAAGGCUUAUGAAGUGGAAGAGGGAAACGGCUACCUCAGGGACCCCUACCUGAAAGAGCUCAAUGUCCGAACCUACCUGGUCAUUGAUCCACGGUCUAAGGACCCAUCAUUGAAUAGCCGUAGUGCGCCUAAACCUCGGGUGAAUGAUGGUCUGAAGAUGCGGGCAUCUGUGCGUAUGACCCGUUACCUGGAAUCUUGGGGGGCAGUCAAACCUUUUGCCCACCUUCAGAGUCGAGAGGGUUUCACCCCAGACACCAUUGUCAAUGGCAAGUCGCGCUGCAAGGACAUCCCUCUACGAUCAGCACCCGGCUCCAAGAUGAGUGAGAGCUUUGAUGAGUCUCUAGAAGAACCAUUCUCCUUGCCCACCCCUCCAUUCAGCAGCUAUAAGAACAAAUCCCAGAAGAGUAAGUUUGAUGAGGAGCUACACAAUGAGAUGACAACUACCAUAGAUGAGCUCAGCAGCAAGCAAUGGUCUAAGUCUGAAGAGAGCGGCAGUUUAGCUCUGUGGUUUCCAAAGAAAGAUCUGGAAAAACAGUACCGAUCCCUGGAUUUGCCGAUGUUCAGACACUAUGUCGGCUGUGCCACCUUCAUCUUCCUCUGCAUCUUUUUGGUUCAAAUGUUUGUCACAAAGGAUCGACAGAUGUUGGGGAUGUCAUUUGGAGUAUUGGUGUGUGUGCUGCUGCUGACCCUGGCCAUCUGUUUUGCAGGUCACUUUCAGCGCCUGUUUCCAGAGAAGCUGUCGAGGUGCCAGUGGCUGCCGGCUGUGUCGGAGGCGGUGGUAAAGCGGCCGUGUGUGCGCCUCCCUCUGGCCACCAUCACUACUACGGUCAUCAUCGUCUUGGCAGUGUUCAACCUGUGCUUCAUCCAGAGACGUGUGCCAGAAUGUCCCAGUGAUAUUUCUGACCUGUUGUCCGCAAAUAAUUCGCAUGAGCAAGGAUUAGAGGGAGAUCUCUUCUACCUGCCUUACUCUGUGUACUGCUGUAUCCUAUCACUCAUUGCAUGUGGAGUCUUCCUCCGCGUAAGCUUUGAGCUCAAAGUGCUCUUCCUCACCCUGGCCUCCGCAGCAUAUUACAUCAUCAUCCUCAGCACCAAGCAGGAUCUCUUCGAGGCCUAUGGAAAGAUCCUCUAUUCUCACAUCUCUGGCAGCUGGAACUGCAGCAGCGGAGACGAUGCAUCCAUCCUGAGAUGGAUAGGGCUGGUGAAACACCCCCAGGUGAUGAGCUGCAUAUACAUCACCCUGUUCCUGGUCACGAUGCUCAUCAUCUCACAACAGAACGAGUCCUGCUUCCGCCAGGACUUCCUGCUAAAGUAUAAGAACCGCACAGAGCAGGACGAGAUCGAGACCAGAGAGAACCUGAACCGCCUGCUGCUGGAGAACGUGCUGCCGGCCCACGUGGCAGCCCUGUUUGUAGGGGAGAAUAAAAAGAACGAGGACCUCUACUACAAGUCCUAUGACUGUGUGUGUGUGAUGUUCGCCUCAGUGCCGGAUUUCAAAGAAUUUUACACCGAGUGUGAUAUCAACAAGGAGGGCCUGGAAUGCCUGAGGCUCCUGAAUGAGAUCAUCGCUGACUUUGAUGAGCUGCUGUCCAAGCCAAAGUUCAGCGGUGUGGAGAAGAUCAAGACAAUUGGCAGUACUUACAUGGCUGCUGCGGGGCUUAGUGGGACGCCUGGUCAGGAGAACAAUCAGGACAGAGAGAGGCAGCAGGCCCAGAUAGGGAUCGUGGUGGAGUUCGCCAUCGCUCUCAUUGGCAAGUUGGAUGGCAUCAACAGACAUUCCUUCAAUAGCUUCAGGCUGCGUGUGGGCAUCAAUCACGGCCCUGUGAUAGCUGGAGUAAUCGGGGCAAGGAAACCUCAGUAUGACAUCUGGGGAAACACUGUCAAUGUAGCCAGCAGGAUGGAGAGCACAGGGGAGCUUGGAAAGAUCCAGGUCACAGAGGAGACGUCCCAUGUGCUGCAGAAGCUGGGCUACUCGUGCGAGUGUCGAGGAUUUAUCAACGUGAAGGGGAAAGGAGAGCUGAAAACCUUCUUUGUGUGUACCGACAUGAGCAAGCAGCAGGGUAUGGGGCUGAGCUGAGGCCAGGCUGCCACAGCCAGCAGAGCUGGAGACAGACUCACGUACACAAGUCAAGAGUUUAUAGACUCCUGUACGCCACAAGUGUUGCGACAGAGCUGACUGUACAGCUGUGUUCCUGUGAUGUUGCUGCAUAUUCAGGACUUAGAGGAAGUGCUGCCUCGCUGUGUGGUGGAUGUCAAAAUGAAUCAACACUUUCUGCUCUGGAGCCUGUUGGAGAGAUGAUCAGUACGUACAAUCGCCAUCUUUUUCUUAUCAUGAACACAUUUACGUCCAGUGAUCGGUCACUUUUGUACUUUUUUGUCUCUAUCUUAGAUGUUGUUUGUGAUAGAAAAAGAUGUGUAUUGUACUCAUGCCAAAUAUAGUUGUGGGAUUUUUGAAGACCACUACGGUCCUUUAAAAACAAAACAGUGGAUUCUGUUUGGAUCCUGAUUUGAAACCCUUCUGGUUUUCCUGUUUGAGAAGGGAUGGGCACACUGCUCUGUUACUGUGUAAUGAGCAUGACAUCUGUGAGCUGUUUCAAUAUCAGAAACAGGCUGUACAGAAGAUAGAGGACAACUGUUUUCAUGCUCCUUUCUUUGGGACAUACUCACAUAACGAAAAGUAGUAAGUUUCGCUCUCUGGCCAUGCUGCAGAUCCUUAAGUUACUGAAUCCUCUGAACCUUUGACUGCCCAAGAAGCUUAGGUUCAGGUAAUGGGAACAUCUUCUAGGUCCCAGCUGUGUAGUUUGGCCAGAGUAACAACAGUUUAAUAUUACAUAUAUAACAACAUAUUUGCUACGUUUCAUGAGGAAAUGGACAAAUCCACGUGCUGUAUGUAUGUAAUCUGUUAAAGUGUUGCCGCUUGUCUCCAUAUAUGCUGCAAUGAGGGAAACCUGUGACGCUCUCCUUGGUGUCUCGGCUUCUGUGUGAUCUAACAACCUGCCUGCUGUGAAUGUUUUUCUGGCUCCAGCUCAGAUGAUCACCUGAACUGAUCCGAAUCGCUCGCUGUGUCUCUGAAAACUUGAUUUGUCUUGUGGCCUUAUUUUUUUGAGACCUUCAUCUUGUCUGUAAUUGUGGUUGCAUAAUAAUAUUAAUAAUAAUGUAUUUGCCUUUAUGUGAACAAAUGUGACUUUGAAUUUUGUAUAGUUACAGAAUGUAAUAAAUGUUUUCCUAAGU
Chelmon rostratus (copperband butterflyfish) is the source of this 5150-nucleotide messenger RNA. It is a transcript of the gene adcy7, whose product is annotated as adenylate cyclase 7. Gene Ontology annotation, biological process: intracellular signal transduction; adenylate cyclase-activating G protein-coupled receptor signaling pathway; adenylate cyclase-inhibiting G protein-coupled receptor signaling pathway. Gene Ontology annotation, cellular component: plasma membrane. NCBI's taxonomy places the organism in Eukaryota, Metazoa, Chordata, Actinopteri, Chaetodontiformes, Chaetodontidae. The transcript is spliced from 27 exons. Bases 646 to 3996 code for a protein of 1116 amino acids. The record is from RefSeq and is a predicted model, not a curated record. Gene Ontology annotation, molecular function: adenylate cyclase activity.